ACCAAUAAUUGACAAUUGACAACUGGCUCUGGCUUUUUUGAGAUCGUUAUACUUUUAUUAUUUUAAGUAACCAUUUGACUGGAAUUUAACAAAUUUGGUUUUCUGUUAAAUUAAUUAAUCAUAUAGUCAUGAAAAAUGAUUGCGUCACGUAUGAAGGCCUUAUUUAUAUUUUUUGUUGUUGCACCGUCUGUUACACCCAGGAUACACAAGCUGUCUCUUUCGGAUGAUGAGCGUCAUUAUGUAGAUCUUACUACCUUUGGUUUCUACCAAGGAGGCAUUUUAGAUGUUCAAAUGGUAAACUUUCGAUUACCAUCUGGACCAAUUUAUGGCGAGUAUGGAUUUACCUUGGACCGCACAGCAAGUGAUGCUAUCAACCCUUAUUUGGAAGUUCAUUCGGACACAUGUAUAUUAAAAGGUGUUGAGAGUAGCAGUACCUUGUUAUCACCACAUCAUCCGGCGAUUGUCUUUUUGAAAAUGGAUUUUGAUAACCUUAGGUUGAACAUAACUUGCGAAGGCGAAGUUGUUGCUCUGCAUCUUUACCCAAAUCGAUCUAUGAUACCUAUCGACAGGACAAAGAGACAAUCGCAAUAUAUGUUUGUGAAUAGGCGGCGAAGAUCACUCGAUGAUGAGUUGGAUGUGAAAGUUCUUGGUCCACAAUGCUCGCAUGCUGUCCUACCCAUAACAAAAGAGACACGCGACGGUUACGACUAUUACAAUACAAGUUUUGCAAUGUAUGUGGCAUCUGAUAAAGAAGAAGGUCUAUACAAUUUAUAUUUCCACAACUGUCCUCGAGAAGAUACCGGUGUUGCUACACCUAUUAAUGUUAUGAUUGAAAUAUAUGAAAGCAACGAUGGAAACUUCUUAUCAGCUGGCGAAAUGCCGCUUCCAGCUCUAUACAGCAUGAUGUCACUAAUAUUCUUCCUAAGUGCUGGCUUCUGGACAUUCAUACUAAAAACUAGCAGGAACAAAGUCUACCGUAUACAUAUCAUUAUGUGUGUGCUUGUGUAUUUGAAAGCUAUAUCCCUGGCAUUCCAUGGAAUAAACUAUCAUUUCAUACAAACAAGGGGAGAGCAUGUCACCGCAUGGGCCAUACUCUUCUAUAUAACACAUCUGUUGAAGGGCGCUGUUCUGUUUGUGACUAUAGUACUGGUGGGCACCGGAUGGAACUUCAUAAAGCACAUCCUCGCCGACAGAGAUAAGAAGAUAUUCAUGAUAGUCAUACCGCUGCAGGUGGUGUCGAAUGUUGCUGAGAUCAUCAUAGCCGAGAGUGAGAAGGGAGCAGCUGAACACAACGCCUGGCGCAUACUCUUCAUAUUCGUGGACAUGUUAUGCUGCGGCGCCAUCAUGUUUCCGGUUGUUUGGUCAAUUCACCACCUAGAGGAUUCAUCGACCACCGACGGCAAAGCCGCUGUCAAUCUCCGCAAAUUAAAACUGUUCCGUCACUUCUAUGUCAUGAUACUCUGUUACAUAUACUUCACGAGAUUCAUCGUAUCUAUUUUGGAGAACACAGUACCAUUCCAAUAUUCGUGGAUAGAUGAGAUGUUCCGAGAGAUGGCUACCUUCGUGUUCUUCGUCACCACCGGAUACAAGUUCAGACCGGCCGCUGCCAAUCCUUACUUCACGCCAACAAAUCUAGAUGACAUUGAGCCUAAAGUUUACUGGAUCUCGCCAGGAUUGUCUGAUAUCGGAGUUCUCGACGGUUUGACGAAUAGGGAGAAAAAGAGAGAAGACAUGCAACCGCUGAUGCAAGAAACUAAUUCGGAUUGAAACAGCUCAAAAGCAAACUAUAUUGAUGUAUUAUAUAUAUGUUGUAAUGUGUAAAGAGCAAUUUAUAAAUAUCGCUGUUCUAAAGAGUCCCGUUUGUGGAUGACGUUAUAAUGGACUCAUAUCAAAAUAUGUAUUGUAGAGGAGUGAUACAAUACAGUACUCUGUAUCUUACUAGAUAUAUAUAUAAAUAAUUUCAAUAAUAGAAAAUACAGAUUAUAAAUGAAAAAUUAGGACGAGAGAAAUAGAGCAUAAAUAAAGACACAUUUAUAUCACAAACGGUUGUCAGUGAUGAACAAUAGACAAUUGCAAAAUAUCAAUUUAAUUUUUUUAUCAAAAUUUUGACCUGAAGGUUAUAGUUAUAGCUUCCUUUUUUUCGAAACGAUAACAACGGCACCAUUUGGUGGCUUUGCAAAAACAAUGAAAUGUAUGAUUUGCAUAUUUCAUUUUUUAGUAUCAUUUAAAGUAUUAUUGAAAUUCGACUAACAAAAAUAUUUCGUAGCAAAUAAUAUUGUAAUAGUAGUGACUGGUAUGUAUUUUGAGUGACGCAUGAAAACGAAGUCAUUAUAAAUAGAUAAAAUUUCCUUCAUGUACCUAAUGAUUUUUAAAAGAAAAAAAAGUUAUGAAUAUAGAUUUAGAAAAAAUUUUUUUUUUAUAGUUCUUAUAUUUCUAUAUAUUUCGCUCUAUUGAAUAUCUCAAUUUAAAAACUAAAAAAAAAAAUCCUCCCUUGUAGUAAUAAACUUACUUAAUUUUUUUUUUAUUCUUACACUUCUCUACUCUAUGUACUUAGACACUAUAUAAAAAUUACAUAAUAUAAUAUCCACGUUAUAAAAUAUAUAUUUUUAGACAUAGAUUAUAUAAUGAAAUGGUCCAAGGCAGUAGUUUUAGCCCAGAAGCCGACAUAAUAUUCUGAUUUUGUUUUAUUAAUUAUAUAUAUUUUUUAUUAUUUUUAUAUGGUCUGUGGAUUUCGUUUAAUAGACGUUGUUCUUUGAUCAAGUUGUUUUUCUUGUAAUGUAAUUUUUGAUAUUGUUUUUGUGGUCGUAAUCGGUUAAUUAUUAAUUUUUUUAUCUUUUUUUGACGUACGCUCCGUCCUACGUAAAAUUUUUUGCUUUAUUUUUUUUUUCAUUUCGUUUGUGAUUAAAUAUAAGUUUACAAUAAAAGUGUAUUUUACUAUAGUAAUAUUAUUAGGUAAAUGGAUAGUGUAGUCGAUAAGUUGGGUUGUUUAUUGUCAGUCAUUGGUAUACAAUACGUUAAGAUUUAAAAAAAAAAAAAAUUUAAUACUGUAGACUCUUCAUAACGACUCUCAAACGUUCUUGCAUUUUCAUUAAUUACAUAGAGUUUUUCUUAUACGGUUUGAAUUAAAAUACCAUGGAUUCUUAUAAUAUAUCUACAAUACUUUUAAUUUUCUAAUUAUAUUAUGUGGAACACCAUGUUACUUGUUACGUCAAUAUCAAAUUUUCUUUAAAAAUCUAUACAUUUCUUGGGAUUUUCUGUAAAAAAUAUGAUUUGAUUUCGAUGAUUGUUUGUUGCCAUCAAGUCAUGUGUUCGUUGAACAGUUGGUGAUAGUGCGUACUCCGCUUUACCAUCACUUGAUUUUUGACUUUGUAACACUGUAUUUUUGAGAGCAAGUUCUGUUCUGUGUUUUAGUAUUUUGGAAAUUGAUGCUAUAACAAUUCAGUAGCUUAGUGAUAUGUUUAAUCAUUUCACUUAUUGUCUGUCUGUCUGUCUGUCUGCUACAUAUUAUGGUUAUUAAAGAUAGCAUCAUUUUGUUGUAAUCUUUGGUAUAUUUAUCAGAGAUAUAUUCACUAUUCUGGCAUCAAUAAAAAAAAUAUCAAAUUUUAUAUAUAAUUAGUUUUUCGUUAUAAAGAGUUUUCAAGUCAUUUAAAAACUUUUUUCUGUAUUCUAAUUUAUAGAGAGUAUAUGAUAUGUUACUAUCGAUUAGAAGUUGGUACAUUAAAAUGAUAACUACAAUAAUGAUUACAUCUUUUCAAUUAUAUUCAACUAUUACUCUAACAUUCCGUGAAAUGAGGAAAAUUAUCGCAUUUCAAUAUAUGUAUUUUGUUUUGUUCAUGAAUAUGAAAUUACCAUAUCUUAGGAUUAUGUACUGUCAAUUAGAAAUGCCAUUGGCAGUAUAUCUUGGAGAGGAUUAUCGAUUUUAUUAAUUCAGAAGAGGCUAUCAAUACUGACUAAUAAGUUACUUUUUUUUUAAUAUGUUGUUUUUCUCUUAAUAAUUCUUAUCUUUCAUAUAAACAGUUAGUCUGUUAGAUAGUAGACGUACCUUCGAAAAUUUCUAUAUUGAAUAACACAAUAAAGUAUUGAAAAUAUGCAAUAAUUUUUAAAUUUAUCAUAAAGUAAUAAUAAGUAUCAAAGAUUUUAUAGAAUUUAUAAUUUUAGUGUUUAGUAAAAAAAAAUUUCGCACCUCACACCUUAUUUAACGUGCAUUACAUUAGUUGUACUAAUCAGAUAACAAAUUACAUUACAUUAUGUCUAUGUAGUCAACUGUUUUUCAAUAAAAAUUUAAUAUCUCUGGUAAUUAUUAAAGGUUAAUUUUAAAUCUAAUAGUCUUAUCUAAUUUAGUGCGUCAAUACAUUGUAGCAAUAAUAAUAAUGUUACUUGAUUAUUUUGUUGUGCCCUUAAUCCAGAUGGUUGUACAUACAUUAAUAAAUAGUAAAAUAAU
Messenger RNA from Danaus plexippus (monarch butterfly), 4441 nucleotides. RefSeq names its product protein GPR107. Gene Ontology annotation, biological process: transport. The coding region runs from base 136 to 1767 and encodes 543 amino acids. The record is from RefSeq and is a predicted model, not a curated record. The transcript has 13 exons. Lineage: Eukaryota; Metazoa; Arthropoda; Insecta; Lepidoptera; Nymphalidae. Gene Ontology annotation, cellular component: Golgi apparatus; membrane.